AUGGCGGGUCGGUUAAUAUCUGAAGAUUCCGAUGAGGAAUUUCAAGAAAUACAAUUAAACAAACUUCAAAAUAAUUAUCGACAUGCGCGAGAAGAUCAACGUGAAUAUACUAUUGAAAAGAAAGAUCAAUUACGGAUGCAAAGUAAAACUCUUCAACAGUUAGCAAAAGAACGUGAAGAAUUGAACAAAGUAUAUCGUUUGGCUGAAAGCCUUGAAAAUCAAAAGCGCGACGAAGAAAAAACUAAAAAACUACGCGAACUUAUUCAAACAAAAGAUGAAAUUCAAAAUGAAAUUCAAGAUCAACAAGCACUAACAAGCGACCUCGAUGUUCAACUACGUGAAUGGGAGAAGAAAAUUCGUCAACAACAAACAGACAUUGGUGGCGCUAAUGCUUCUAUUACAUUUAUUGCUAAUGUUCGAAAACAAGAACGUGUAUUAGAAAAUCGUUUAGAUACGGCUUUGAAACGAUUUAGUGCUUUACUUGCCUCCAAUAGUUUGCUACGCUCUGAAAUUGAUAAUCUACGAAACGAACGCGAACGUUAUGAAAAUUUAUCUCGAAAAUCUGAAAAUGAACUUCGGGAUUUACGUGCUCAAUUAGUAGAAUCUAUUGAACGUUCAGUUACUUCAUACGAACAACGUAGUUUUAAUUUUAAAAUUAAUCAAAUUCUUUGUAAAAAUUUCAGUAAAGAUGCAAAUGCCAAAGCAAUUAUGCUUCAAAAUAAAGCUGAAGCAGAUCGAACAAUAUCUGAAGCUGAAAUGCGUGAACUUGAACGACAAAUUUCUCAUGAUCGUAAAUUACGUGAUUUCAUGAAGCUUAAAUCGCAAGAACGACAAGAAGAUGAAGAACUUCUUACGCAUAGAAAGCGCAAAGAAGCCGAAGCAUUGGAAAAACGUCGUAAAGAAAAAGAAGAGCAUUCUGUAGAAGCCUAUGAAAGUAAAUUCAAAAAAAUUCAAGACAUUAGUCGUGAACAAGAUUUAGAUAAACUGGUUGAUAAAUUUAUUGAAGUUGAAGAUAAAAAUUUUGCUCUGUUUAAUUAUGUGAAUGAAUUAAAUAAUCAAAUUGAAAUAUUACAAGAACAAAUAGCUGAAAUUAAAAAAGAAAUUCAUCGUUUUGAAGUGCAAGGCGUUGACUUAGAAGAUCAACGGAAAAAAACGCUUGAUCAACUUGAAGAAAAAAGUGCAAAUGCAACAAGAUUAGCUGACGAACAUGAAGAGAAAUCUCGUACUGGAAAAAAAAUUCUUGAACAAUGCCGAGGAGGUAUCGACUCCAUAUUUAGAAAAAUUGGCUGUGACCGUAGACAAAUUGAAAGUUUACUACAAAGUCAUGAAGGUGUUACCGAAGAAAAUAUGCUACGAUAUUUAGGUAUUAUUGAAGAAAGAACAAAUGAAUUACUCAUGGCACAAGCAGCAACUCAUGCAAAAGAACAAAAUGUUCCAUUACGUGAACGUGCACCGAAUCUAAUUGGUGAUGGCCCAUCAGGACCAGCUCCACAUGUUCAUGUUCAUCUUCCGAAUACAGACGAUCGUCGUGAUCAUGAAGAUCGAGAAGAAAAAACCGAAGAACUUAAACCGUUAACACGCGAAGAACUAAAACAACGUGCAAUUGAUCAUGUUAAAAAUUUAGAAAAAAAAGCCUUACAAGAACAAAAAUAUCCUGAUAUGUCACCAGCACUAUCACGUGAGAAAAGUAUCACUGGUGGAGCAAAGAGUACCAGUGGAGAAACGGGAAAACCACCGACUUCUCGAGGACGCUAG
Rotaria socialis is the source of this 1755-nucleotide messenger RNA. NCBI's taxonomy places the organism in Eukaryota, Metazoa, Rotifera, Eurotatoria, Philodinida, Philodinidae. The record is from the annotation of a GenBank genome assembly.